Malurus melanocephalus (red-backed fairy wren) is the source of this 3907-nucleotide messenger RNA. RefSeq names its product translocation associated membrane protein 2 (gene TRAM2). The record is from RefSeq and is a predicted model, not a curated record. Gene Ontology annotation, cellular component: endoplasmic reticulum membrane. Gene Ontology annotation, biological process: SRP-dependent cotranslational protein targeting to membrane, translocation; protein insertion into ER membrane. The transcript has 11 exons. The coding region runs from base 99 to 1235 and encodes 378 amino acids. Lineage: Eukaryota; Metazoa; Chordata; Aves; Passeriformes; Maluridae.
GGGCUCAGGCGGCGGCGCCUGCGCGGGGCCAUCGCGGCGCUCCGCGAAGUUCCGCGGGGCCCGGGGAAGUUUGGGCUCGGCUCGGCUCGGCCCCGGCCAUGGCCUUCCGCCGGCGGGCCAAGAGCCACCCGCUCUUCAGCCAGGAGUUCCUCAUCCACAACCACGCCGACAUCGGCUUCUGCCUGGUGCUCAGCGUCCUCAUCGCCCUCAUGUUCGAGGUCACAGCCAAGACUGCCUUCCUGUUCAUCUUACCUCAGUAUAAUGUUAGCGUGCCUACAGCAGAUGGGGAGCUGGUCCAGUAUCACUAUGGGCUGAAGGAUCUGGUCACCAUCCUCUUCUACAUCUUCAUCGCCAUCAUCCUGCAUGCAGUGGUGCAGGAAUACGCCCUGGACAAAAUCAACAGGCGUCUGCAUCUCUCCAAGGUCAAACACAGCAAGUUCAAUGAGUCAGGGCAGCUGGUUGCCUUCCACCUCACCUCUGUCAUCUGGUGCUUGUACGUCGURGUGACGGAAGGAUACAUAUCCAACCCCCGGAGUUUGUGGGAAAACUACCCGCAUGUUUAUCUUCCGUACCAGGUGAAGUUUUUCUACCUGUGCCAGCUGGCAUACUGGCUGCACGCCCUGCCCGAGCUCUACUUCCAGAAAGUCCGCAAGGAGGAGAUUCCCCGGCAGCUGCGCUGCAUCGCGCUCUACCUGCUGCACAUCGCCGGUGCCUACCUGCUCAACUUAACCCGCCUGGGGCUGAUCCUCCUGCUGUUGCAGUACUUGGCCGAGUUCUUCUUCCACAUGGCGCGGCUGGUUUACUUCACAGACGAGAACAACGAGAAGCUGUUUAAUGUCUGGGCUGUCGUGUUCGUGGUCACCAGGCUCUUCACCCUCACCUUGUACAUCCUGGUCAUCGGCUUUGGGCUGCCGCGGGUGGAGAGCCAGGCCCUGGAUCCCGAGAGAGGGAAYUUCUUCAGCUUCCUCUUCAACAAUAUUCUCUUCAGAAUGAGUGUGCUGCUGUUGGUGUGCCUCUUCCAGGCCUCGGUGAUGUGGCGCUUCAUCCACUUCCAGCUGCGGCGCUGGAGGGAGUACUGGAAUGAGCAGAGCAGUCGGAAGCGAGCCGCCGCCGCCGCUGCCGGCACCAAGCAGCAAACCAAGCCRCUCAAGAGGGACUCGGGUUACCAUGAAAACGGAGUGGUGAAAGCAGAGAAUGGCACCUCACCUCGCACCAAGAAGCUGAAGUCUCCGUAGAAGCCAAGGGUUGUCUCCUGGGGAGGAGGGCGAGAUACCAGGACUGAGCAGCCCCUCCUCCUGCUCCUCACGAGCGGCGCCUUGAGUGGCUCGGAAUCAUCUUCCCAAGGUGUCUCUCGCUCUCCUCCCUUCCUUUCUUGUUCUGGUGAACCGUUUGCAAUAAAACCAAAAAGGCCCCUUUCCCAUUCCCCCAUCCCCCUUGUAGGAACCUUUUCCAUCCCUCUUGGUUUUGCCUUCCUCUGAUUGAUCAUAAACCAGCGUGCAAUUUUUUUUUUCCYUUUCUAUUUUAGUGUUCGGUUAUGUUGGUUAAUGGUAACAAAUGUAUCAUAGAUGGUUCCAAACAAUCCUUUUUUCUCCUACAGCGUGUUCCUCCCCUCUCUUCAUGGUGCUUCCCUGAGCCCCUGGGACAGGGCCACGACAGCUUGAAGGCACCAAAUGUGUKUUAUGGGAACAGGUUCCUGGGGUAAUGUGCUGGGGCUGUGAGAUCUGAGGCUCAGGGGUGCUCUCAGGUGAGAUGGAGCUCAUCUGGCCAGGAUGGUGAUGCUGCAAAGAGAAACCAGGGUCUGGAUGAAGCUCAUGGUGGACCUCUGGUUAACUGGGCUUUCUGACCCCUGGUUUUGAGAAUUUUGGAGAGCUGGCCAGCAGAGAAGGGAGAGAGCUCCCCUCUUUGCAUGCCCCAGCUGGGUUUUUCUUGGCUGCCCCAUGGUUUUUCUGGGUCUCCCAGCCCCAAGAGCUGGGCCYAGGGCUCUGCAGCUCUCAGUGUUUUGUUAUGGGGCAGCAGUAUCCACGUGAAUCCUUGAGUCCUGCCCAGCUCUGAGCACUGGCCUGGGUCCUGUCAGCCCAGCCCUUUGUCAUCUUGCCUGUGCUUCAUGGACCUGGUAUUCUUGUGGCUCGUGGYCACAUCCAGGUGACAAACCAGUUGCUGCAAAGGAUUUCUGCAUCAUUGGGACUGUGCCCCUCGUGCUGUCACCUCAGCCUUCCGUGUCCCAACCAUACCAGUCCAGCCGUGCCAUCGGCAGCCACCAGCUUCACUCUUUGUUUCCAAAGGAUACAGCACUUGUAUCCACCCAAGGUGCUAUCAAAUCCAGGGUUUCUUCCAAAAAUCCUAGCCCCUUCAUCCUUUUCUGAGCUGUGAACGAGAUGACAGGGAAGGAAGGGGAAGGAGGCCGGGGCUGCAAGGAGCAGCUUGCAUUUUAGGAAAAGCCUGGCUUGUGAUGCGUAGCUGUUGGCAGAUGGAGUCGUCUCAAAUCUACCUCAGAGGCCAUCUGUUGCUGCAGACCACUUUUCYSUCUUGCUCCUGCCCGCUGCCACCUYCACGUGCUGGCAGGAGAUUCCAUGGAAAGCCAGAUCCCACYGGCUGGAUCCCUCGCUGMCUGCCGGGGAGCAGCAUCUGCUUGSGGUUUCGUGGGUCAGUGCCAUCUCGCUGGGCUUCUUUUUGGGGUGCCACACGCCWGGCCAGGUUUGGCAGGUGAGCAGCAGUGGCACCUCUGUCCCCAUGCUGUCUUCUGGGGCGGUUCCUGAGCUGGGCUUUGCUGUUGGUGCCUCUUGUGCAGCRAAGUCGGCUGUAGCUUUAGUUCUGCUUUGCCACGGCAGGAACGGGGGACUCAUGGGGUGUUCCCUUGGCUGGGUGAGGAGAGGGACACAGAGCUGGGGUGCUCUUCCCYGUGYAGCCCARGAUUGACCCUUGGGUGCCCCCUGCUCAGCCCUUCGGGCAGCUGAACUCCGGCUCUCUCCGAGUGCAAUUCCAGCUCCAGGCUGGUGCCGUUGUCCUUGGUGCCAGUCAUGUUUUGAGGAAUGGGUGACAGUUGAUUUUCUGCACCUCUUUGAGUUGAGUUGGCUUUGUUUUCCUGUUUUUCUGGGUGUUUUUUGUCCUUUUCUCACCUUCUCCUUGUURAGGAGGCACCGGAGGGAGAAAAUGUGCAGGGACGUGAGGACAGUUGGUCACAUUCCACUUGUUCCUCAAUCCCCACAACCUUUGAGUGUCAAGUGAGAGGUGUUGGCAGGAGAGGGCUUUCCCCUUUUUCAGGGAGCUGGGGAAGGAGGCUGGAGCAGAGCCCUUGCUGGUACCCUGCCACUGCUCCUCGUAGCCCUGCUGGGUGGACGUUUUGGUUCAGAGGCAGCAGCAGAACCCAGAAAAGAGCUUUAUGUUGGGGAGGGUAUGGAAAAGGUCCAGUGUGAGAGGUUUUUCCUUUCUCCUGCCUCUUCCCAUCCCCUGCCAUCGACUGCCAGAGCCCUCCAGGAGUGACUKCUGGCCGGCACCUCCCCAGAGCUUCGGCCAGGUCUGUCCGCAGCGCCGAUGCCUUGCAGCAGCCAAGCUGCUGACUCUGUUAACAGGUGACAAUAGAGCCCCCCAAAAACCUGGCUGCUGAAUGAUUCCUCCUCCUGCCUGCUUGGCUUCAGGCAGCUUUUCCACUUGCACAAUCCUGUCUGUUCCUACAAUAGCUGAUGUUGCUUUGUAUCCCAAGUGCCUUAUGUUGUAGGCUCUCUGCUCUAUAGCAGUAGCUGAGCACCCUCCCUCAUGUACAACAUAUGCUACAUUUACAUGGUUUUUAAUUUUCUUUUUGACAGAGCUACCAGGAAAAGGGACAUUUGUUUUUGAAGCGUUUCUUUCCACAUGUUCUUUUUAUGAUUUUGUUUUUUUUAAACCUAUAGAUGAUGGGGCUUGGUUUUUU